Manacus vitellinus (golden-collared manakin) is the source of this 594-nucleotide messenger RNA. RefSeq names its product LTO1 maturation factor of ABCE1 (gene LTO1). NCBI's taxonomy places the organism in Eukaryota, Metazoa, Chordata, Aves, Passeriformes, Pipridae. The coding region runs from base 1 to 447 and encodes 148 amino acids. The transcript is spliced from 5 exons. The record is from RefSeq and is a predicted model, not a curated record.
AUGCCCUCAAAUGAGGCUGGUGUCUUGCAGUCUUCUUGCCAGGACAUUGUUAUAUUUUCAGCGUUUUUCAUCAGUCCCACAAUGUUCCACGGUGAGGGGUAUCAGGAGGGAUAUGCCGAAGGCAGCCACAUUGGAAUUGCUGAGGGAAGGAGGUACGGAGCGCUCCACGGCGCCAAGGUCGGGUCGGAGAUUGGCUGCUACCUUGGGUUUGCACUGACAUGGCACUGUCUGCUCCAGAAAUGCACAGAUGAAAAGAGCAGCAAAAAGAUAAGGGCUCUGGAGUCAUUAAUAGGGAUGAUUCAGAAAUUCCCAUAUGAAGACCCCACUUAUGAUAAGCUGCAGGAAGAUCUGGAAAAAAUCAGAGGAAAAUUUAAACAGGUUUGUUCAAUGCUAAAUAUUCAGUCUGAUUUUAGAAUUGGUACUGAAAGAUCUUCACUAACAUUUUGAAUACAACAGAUGAAGAUAAACGUGGAUGACCAAAGAAAAAAAACAUUAAAGAACAGAACUGGAAAAGUGGUUUUUUAUCUAUUUUUUAUUUUUUUUAAAAAAUCAAAAUAGUGAAGUGGUGCUAAAUAUUAAAGGGCAAAGGGAAAA